Molecule: messenger RNA, 2523 nt
Organism: Drosophila santomea
Lineage: Eukaryota; Metazoa; Arthropoda; Insecta; Diptera; Drosophilidae
Gene: Pp2A-29B
Product: serine/threonine-protein phosphatase PP2A 65 kDa regulatory subunit
Exons: 8
Coding region: 276-2252 (658 amino acids)
Biological process (GO): protein dephosphorylation
Cellular component (GO): cytoplasm; protein phosphatase type 2A complex
Molecular function (GO): protein binding; protein phosphatase regulator activity
Source: RefSeq, a predicted model, not a curated record
ACCUCUACCGUUGUGUCACUUAAGGAAAAAAAUAUUAAUUUGCACCAACGGCGUACAUUUUUCAAUCGAAAAGAAGAGCAAUCAGAAGAUAAUUGUCUGGAUUAUUUGAAAAUUUAAGGCGACGGAAUUGAGUACCUUGCGAAAUUAUUUUGUACCCUUGAACAAGUGAAUUGCGAAUCGCCAGAGGGCCAAAUCGAAAUCUCGUCGAUUGCCUGCAGAAUAGAAAAACCGAUUUUCAGUGCGUUUGUGUGUGAGCAGCAGCAACAGCGGAAAAAAUGGCAGCGAGUGACAAAUCGGUCGACGAUUCACUAUAUCCCAUUGCGGUCCUAAUCGAUGAACUGAAGAACGAGGAUGUUCAGCUGCGAUUGAACUCCAUCAAGAAGCUGUCCACCAUUGCCCUCGCUUUGGGCGAGGAGCGCACACGGUCCGAGUUGAUACCCUUCCUCACCGAGACCAUAUACGAUGAGGACGAGGUGUUGCUGGCCCUGGCCGACCAACUGGGCAACUUUACAAGUCUCGUUGGUGGAGCAGAGUUUGCCAUGUACUUGAUUCCGCCCCUCGAGAGUUUGGCCACCGUAGAGGAAACCGUGGUGCGAGACAAGGCUGUAGAAUCUCUGCGCACUGUGGCCGCUGAGCACAGCGCCCAGGAUCUGGAGAUCCAUGUGGUGCCGACAUUGCAGCGCCUGGUUUCCGGUGACUGGUUCACCUCACGCACCUCUGCCUGCGGCCUCUUCUCGGUCUGCUAUCCACGCGUCACGCAGCCAGUGAAGGCCGAGCUGCGCGCCAACUUCCGAAAGCUCUGCCAGGAUGAGACACCCAUGGUGCGCCGUGCAGCAGCCAACAAGCUGGGCGAGUUUGCCAAGGUCGUUGAGACCGAGUAUCUGAAAUCAGACCUGAUUCCCAACUUCGUUCAGCUCGCACAGGAUGAUCAGGACUCUGUUCGUCUGCUGGCUGUAGAGGCUUGCGUCAGCAUUGCCCAGCUGCUGCCCCAGGAUGAUGUAGAGCACCUGGUCCUCCCCACGCUGCGCCAGUGCGCCAGCGACUCUUCAUGGAGGGUGCGUUACAUGGUAGCCGAGAAGUUUGUUGAUCUGCAAAAGGCUGUGGGUCCGGAGAUAACUCGAGUGGACUUGGUGCCUGCCUUCCAGUAUUUGCUCAAGGAUGCCGAGGCCGAAGUUCGCGCAGCAGUGGCGACCAAAGUGAAGGACUUCUGCGCCAACCUGGAUAAGGCCAACCAGGUGCAAAUCAUCCUAAGUUCCAUUUUACCCUAUGUGCGCGAUCUUGUCUCCGACCCCAACCCUCAUGUGAAGUCAGCUCUGGCCUCAGUGAUCAUGGGCUUGAGCCCCAUGCUGGGCGCCUAUCAGACUGUGGAGCAAUUGCUGCCCUUGUUCCUCAUUCAACUUAAGGAUGAGUGCCCAGAAGUGCGCCUUAACAUCAUCUCAAACCUGGAUUGCGUUAACGACGUCAUCGGCAUCCAGCAAUUGUCACAGUCGCUACUGCCCGCCAUCGUCGAGCUGGCCGAGGACUCCAAGUGGCGUGUGCGUCUAGCCAUCAUCGAGUACAUGCCUGCUCUGGCCGGUCAGUUGGGUCAGGAAUUCUUCGACCAAAAACUGCGCGGUCUCUGCAUGGGAUGGCUCAACGAUCACGUGUACGCCAUUCGUGAGGCAGCUACCCUUAACAUGAAGAAGCUCGUCGAGCAGUUCGGAGCUCCCUGGGCCGAACAAGCCAUAAUUCCAAUGAUCCUGGUUAUGUCGCGCAAUAAGAACUAUCUGCACAGAAUGACUUGCUUGUUCUGCCUGAACGUUUUGGCAGAGGUCUGCGGCACAGAUAUCACCACCAAGUUGCUGCUGCCCACAGUUCUCCUGCUUGCCGCUGAUCCCGUUGCCAAUGUUCGUUUCAACGUGGCAAAGACCCUGCAGAAGAUCUCGCCCUUCCUGGAGGCCAGCGUUAUUGAUGCCCAAGUAAAGCCCACACUCGACAAACUGAACGCAGACACAGAUGUGGACGUCAAGCAUUUUGCUGCACAGGCAAUCGCCGGCAUAGCUGCAGAAAUGGAACUGAAUGUGUUUAGAACGGCAAUUCCGCCUUGCAUGGGUGCGAAGAUUGAGGCGGCAAUGGACUCAAAGCUGAUCGUGGAACCGCCACGGCAGCUGGAGGCAGCUGACAAUGACAUUUUGCAGGAGAUGAAUGGCACGGCAGCGGAGCCGCCCAAGCUUGACUCGGAAUCAACAACACUUAAGAACGGAAAAUUGUAGUGGAUCCCGGAAGGUGUUAAACGCUGCAGCCAAUGCUGGAUGAGGGAUGGAUGAAGCCAGGAGUCAGAGGAAACAGAGAUUUGGAGUAGCGCCGCCAAGGCCAGCAUGGGAGGAGACCCACUAAACGCGACACACAACUAAACAUUACUACUUACAUACUUAUAUUAUAUAUAAAUUACCAUAGACAUAAAGAUCAUUAUUAAAAACAUUUGUAGAGUUUGGAACAUUUGAUCGCAUCUGAAUGCAAAAAUAAAAUUGUAGUGAAACAAUA